GAUCCAGCGCAGCGCAGAGUGUGCAGAAACGGGGGGGUGCAAACAGAUCGCGCAAGUGCUGGGGACUACGUUUGUCAAAGCAAGGGCAGCCAAGGGGUCGUCUUCUCCCGUGGCUGCGAAACAACGUGGGCGCAUUGCUGCCCAGGUGCCCGCCGACCACGCCUCGCCUCCUGCAAUCUGACGCUACGUUCGCGGCAUGCCCGUUGUUACAGACGAGGACGCCGCCCUCGAGGCCAUCGGCACCCUUGACAAUCUCUCCGCCGAGCAGCAGCAGGCACUGGACGCCAUCAACGCGAUAUUGGGCGAUGGAGAGCCCUUUGUCGACAUCCAUGAACUCUUUGGCCACUAUAAUGUGUUGUAUUUCCGGAAGCUUCUACUUCCCCGGGUCGAGGUGUUGUGGUCGCCUCGUUUGACUCUAUGCGCAGGCAUAUGCGAGCUUUCCAGGGAUCCAGCAACAAGGAAAUUCACGAGGAUCAGACUGAAGAUGAGCACGCCCCUGCUGCAGUACCGACCCCGGUCCGACACCAUCAACACGCUGCUGCACGAGGCCAUACACGCGUACUUCUUCAUUACGACCUCGUGGCGGCACACCCGUGGAAACGAUGGGACCGGCCAUGGCGAGGGCUUUCGGCUACUCGCCGACGCUAUCAACUCUCACGGCAGCUACGAGGUCACCAUCUUUCACUCCUUCCACGAUGAAGUGGACAGCUACAGAACGCACGUGUGGCAGUGCUCUGGACCGUGCAAAGCCCAACCCCCUUACUUUGGUCUUGUCAAACGCAGCAUGAACCGUCCGCCAGGGGAGUAUGAUUCGUGGUGGGCCAAACAUCAAUCUGAGUGUGGUGGCACAUAUACAAAGACGCAAGAACCUGCACCGACGAAGAAGAAGAUUGAAGCGCUGAGCAUGAAGGAAAGAGCAGGACGUCAGAAGAAUAAGCUAGACGGGUGGCUCAAGCCCAAAGAAAAGUCCAGUCUCGAGAACAAACUGUCUGAUGUAUCAGACGGGACCAAAGAGAAGUUACAUGCCGAUAAUAGAGUCCCUGAAGGGCCAGAGCGCGCUAAAGACGAUGAUGGCACCUCUUCACCGGCCAGCAAUGCAAAGAGAAAGGCCGAUGCCAUCAGUUGAGAGACUGACGAUGCUUCCGUUUCAAGUUGCGAACUGGUAGGCGCUUCCCUAACUAGGUGCCUGCGCCACUGCCAGUGCAGAGCUGCGUUUGGUCGAUCCCUCGUGAAAAUGAAAGUCGGGUGUGGCGGAGCCAUGCCGAGUUAUUUCAUCAGGGAGCAUGGACUGAGGCUGGAUCUAGGGUGAGAGGGAUCCAUAUACAGAGCAUCUGGGCAGCUAUGUCCAUUGGUCUUCCCUCUUGGACCAACACCUUGGUCUGGAGAAGCUUGGAUGGGCGGGGCCCGGAGAGCAGAAGAGAGG
This is a messenger RNA of Paraphaeosphaeria sporulosa, 1423 nucleotides long. RefSeq lists its product as uncharacterized. The record is from RefSeq and is a predicted model, not a curated record. Bases 197 to 1126 code for a protein of 309 amino acids. Gene Ontology annotation, molecular function: polyubiquitin modification-dependent protein binding; single-stranded DNA binding; metalloendopeptidase activity. The transcript has 4 exons. NCBI's taxonomy places the organism in Eukaryota, Fungi, Ascomycota, Dothideomycetes, Pleosporales, Didymosphaeriaceae. Gene Ontology annotation, cellular component: nucleus. Gene Ontology annotation, biological process: DNA damage response.